AUGGGUAACGGAUCCGGCCAGCGGCCGCUUUCCGAAGUGAGCCCUGUGGCCCAGAGGCGCAACUCGCCAAGCUGGAACCAACAGACGCCGCAUGGAGACGCCCCCACAUACGAUGUUUCGUCCUUGAAUAACAAUGCCUCCCCCCGCCUAUUUUGGAAGGGUCGCGACUCGCCAUCUCCUUUCCCCAAGGGGAUGGAGAAUAAAGCACCAUAUGACCCGGAAGGGUGCUUUUUCCCCAAGAAGCGCCCGUCGCUUGAAAAUCUGAAACGCGUGUCGAAGGUGAAGAAUCAUAGCAUGUUCCUUGAAAGUGGCCAUGACUACGAUCCGGCGUCGGUGGUGUUCCCCCAGAGACCUUUGGUACCAGAGAGGUCCUCACAGCGAGAUAGCCAAGUCAAUAUUCCGAAGUCCCAGUUGGAUGAUGAUACGACCCAGACUUCUCGGCCACCAUCCCCGAGCAAAGAUCAAGCGUCACCCAGCAAAUCCUCGUUAUCCAAGGGUAGUCGAUACGGCAAGGGCUUCGAUCCUCAGAAAGAUAUUUGGUCUGAGCACGGUAGUGCUGGGCAUCGACAUGCCAAGAGCGUCACAUUUGACCACGCUCCUCCUCAGAUCAAUGAAUAUGAAAUGACAACACCGGAUUUAUCCUCACUCGCCUCUGAAUCCCGAGAGAACAGUUAUGACUCUGAGGAAGAAGCGGAUAUUAGCUUCGAGGCCGAGUCGUCUAUCGAGCGUGAUGACAGCUUUGAUGCCUCGUUGGAAGAUAUCGAGAAGACACCCGUUGUGCUGCCAGAGGACUGGCGCUUCAUGGGCUCAAACACAAAUAGCGACGAGGAUCCCUUUAUCGAGGAUGUUGAAGACGACAGUGCUGAUGAACGUCCCAUCUCCCGGGAAGGCGGAUCAUCUCAGCACACACGAGUCGAAUCCCUGGAUUCAAAUGGCGAGCGACGCCCUCUUCCGCCUUUGCCAUCAGUGAAUCGCAUGUCUGGUACGCGGCCCUCAUCUGCUGGUCAGCUCGCUGCUACCUUUGACCUCGGUAGUGCAGCCCAUCGUGUCCUUCCAUCUCCUCCGCCUCCUGCUUCUUAUACGAAGUCUGAUAUCACUGCGGGUCUCUCGUUGGAGGAUAGACUUCGUUCGAUGAUGCUUCAGGAGAAUGAAAAGGAUGAGAGCCAUGAUGGCGCACAAAGCGUUGAAGAACCAUUGGAGCUUCCCAGGGCUGAUGAAAACAUUGGAUCGAAAGAUGAUGCCCGCAGAGAUGACGAGGGCAAAGAGUACUUCUUCACUCCACCCCGAAUUUCUCGCGAUUCGAUUUUGCGAGGCAUUCGAAAGGGUGACAGUUACGAGGAUGACAGCUCUGAUGAAUCAUCUGAAAUUGAUUCCAGCCCCAAACAUUAUAACCAUUACGAUCCGGAUGUUCCAAUUCCAUCUCUGGAAACCGACGAUGAUGACUGCUCUAGCGUUAUUAUCAAGCAAGAAGAGCACGAUGAGGACCUUUAUUCCAUCACAGAUUACUACCAGAACAAGUCAGACAACAGCUUGUCCUCCCAUGACCAGCGCGCCAAGUAUGAUGAUGAGAGUAGUUAUUCGCUACGCUCCGCUGCUGCAGCGGCCGAUCGCGAACAUGCCGAUAAUCAUUAUCACAAUGCGGGAUCCGAGCAAACUACCCCUAUCGCUGAGGCUAAGGUCAAUCCCGAACACCUUGUACAACCAAAGGAGGAAUCUCGUGAACUGAAACAGCAGAACGAUGCUCAAGGUCAGCCUUUGGAUAUGACAUCGAUUCGACAGUCUCUCGCACGCCCUGCCACUCCUGAGAUGAAGCAAGAGGAGCUUUCUGAGCCAUCCACUCCAGACUCCGUUAUUCGUCAUCCCAUCGAGGAUGAUGAAGACGAGGAAUAUCCGGAAGAAGAGGAGCCUGAGCAUUAUGAGAGUUCGUCGGACGAGUCUGUCCCAGACCCGGUUGCGACGAUUCGAGCUCCUGGUGCUGGUCUCAAGACUAGACCGUCACUAACCCCCGCCGAUAUACAGUCCAUGGCUGCUACCCGCCGCCAGAUUAGUGGCCAGCACGUGCCACCAGUUCCUUCAUUGACCAAGCAGAUCUCUAAUGACUCGAAUCCUUCCGAUCGCGAGGAUGAGAAAAGUGACCUGCCCCCGCAGCUGGGACUGCCUACGGAUCUCUCUCAGCGGAAAAGCAGUUGCUUGAAGCUCGACAUUCCUUUCAGUAUCCAAGAAGAAAGCCUCGGAUUUGGAUUGAAUAAGGAAUUCGAUCGUGUCAUUGAAUCCCAAAAGGUUGCGUUUCAUCUCGCUCUUUCCCAAAGCCCUGGUUUUGCGCCAUCGUCCCCGAAAAAAAUACCCAAGGAUCCCGUGAACCCAGGAAAUAAUGUACAUCCCGCUGACUUCCCUACUCCUAAACAGAGAGGAUACCUCAUGAGACAGAACACCAAAGUCAUCAUUGCCAGCAGCCGUAACGAAGAAGAACCGACGCCCUCCGCCGAGCAAACACCUCAAGAUCCGCGUGGUACACGUUCUGCGGGUUCAUCUCCACGGAAAGCUAGCCAACAGACUUGGACCACGGUUCCUUGGAAUGGUUCUGCACGUCGAUCAAGUAUCAAGACUGCCACUGGUAUUCCGAAGAAAAAGCCCGUACCUGGCGUUGGUGGAGUCCCACCUCUCCCUGGACAACCCAGCAUUGUCCAGGAGGCCCCCGCAACUAUCGAAGAGAAUGAGCCAACCAUCCCCGAAUCAUUCGAAGAUGGCGAAGAGCGAGGCCGUUUGUUUGUGAAGGUCGUCGGCCUCAAAUAUUGUGACCUUCCUCUCCCACGUGGCGAGCGGUCCUACUUCGCAUUGACUUUGGAUAAUGGACUGCAUUGUGUCACGACCUCAUGGUUGGAGAUGGGCAAGUCUGCUCCAAUUGGACAGGAGUUUGAGCUCAUUGUCCAGAAUGACCUCGAGUUCCAGUUGACACUGCAAAUGAAGAUUGAUGAGACCAAAUUCCAAACCCAGGAACCCGCAGCAUCACCAUCACGCCAAAAGGCAUCGGCCCUCAGCCGUAUGCAAUCACAGCAGCAGAAGGCAAAGGACGUCAAUGCCCCUGUGUAUGAGCGCCUUCGGAAUCUGGUUGCUCGUGAUGGUAGCUUUGGCCGCGCAUAUGUGGCUUUGAGCGACCACGAGCAGCAGGCCUUUGGCCGUCCACACAUUGUCGACGUUGCUUGCUUCAACGAAUGGGCGGUUGAGGAACAAAUGAAUAGCGUGAAGAGCAAAAAGAGCGCGACUAGCGUCAACACGCAGCGUCGCCCCCCUUACAAGAUUGGAAAGCUGGAAGUCCAACUGCUCUUUGUGCCUAAGCCCAAGGGUAGCAAAGAUGAGGAUAUGCCGAAGAGCAUGAAUGCCUGCAUUCGCGAAAUGCGUGACGCAGAGAGUGUUUCAGCUCGCUCCUGGGAAGGUUUCCUUUCUCAGCAGGGUGGAGAUUGUCCAUACUGGCGCCGUCGUUUCUUCAAGCUGCAAGGAUCCAAGUUAACAGCCUUCCACGAAACGACCCGCCAACCUCGUGCGACAAUCAACCUUGCCAAGGCUUCCAAGCUCAUUGACGAUCGAUCCUCCCUCCUUCAAAAAGAGACCAGCACAAAGAGUGGUUCUCGCCGCAGGUCUGCCUUCGCUGAAGAAGAAGAUGGCUACAUGUUUGUUGAGGAAGGAUUCCGAAUUCGUUUUGGAAACGGCGAAGUCAUUGACUUUUAUGCGGAUAGCCCCGCAGAUAAAGAAGGAUGGCUUCGGGUCAUGUCUGAAGCUGUCGGCAAGGGCUCCACGUCAGGCAAUGGUGCAAUCAAGCCCUGGGCUGAUCUUGUGCUCAAGCGUGAGCGCAGCAUGAAGACAAGCAACGGCGCCGCUGCUCGUCGUCCGCCCAGUGGGAUCCCUGUGGCCCCUGCCGCCCCUGCCGCCCAACCAUCGCCUACUCGGCACCGAAAUAGUGCCAUGAUGGCACCUCCAUCAUCAGCAGGAUCUGUGGCGUCGGCACCUCAGCCAUCACGUCCUCGACACAAGCACACCCAAUCUCAGCCUGAGAUCGGAAGUGUUGACGCGCGUCGACAGAAAACCCGCUCUCUCAUGUUUUAG
Molecule: messenger RNA, 4101 nt
Organism: Penicillium paradoxum
Lineage: Eukaryota; Fungi; Ascomycota; Eurotiomycetes; Eurotiales; Aspergillaceae
Gene: bud4
Exons: 5
Coding region: 1-4101 (1366 amino acids)
Molecular function (GO): GTP binding
Source: RefSeq, a predicted model, not a curated record